AGCGGAAGAACUCCUCCCUCCCUCCCUCCCUCCCUCCCUCCCUCUCUCCGUGAUUUUUGUGUUCGGUUUUCUCGCUCUAAAACUCGGGGAUCGACUCCCUGAGUGGGAGGAGAUGGGUCAGGAAUCGUUCAUAUACAGCUUCGUGGCGCGGGGGACAAUGGUCUUGGCCGAGUACACCGAGUUCACCGGGAACUUCCCGGCGAUCGCGAAUCAGUGCCUCCAGAGGCUUCCCUCGGCAAACAACAAGUUCACCUACAACUGCGAUCACCACACCUUCAAUUUCCUCGUCGAGGAUGGUUACGCUUAUUGUGUAGUUGCUAAAGAGUCUGUAGGGAAGCAGAUUUCAAUUGCAUUUCUGGAACGUGUAAAGGCAGACUUCAAGAAAAGAUAUGGUGGCGGUAAAGCAGAUACAGCUGCUGCUAAAAGUCUCAAUAAGGAGUUUGGCCCAAUUAUGAAAGAACACAUGCAAUACAUAAUUGACCACGCAGAAGAGAUUGAAAAGCUAAUUAAAGUGAAGGCACAAGUGUCAGAAGUUAAAAGUAUUAUGUUGGAAAAUAUUGACAAGGCUAUUGAGAGAGGGGAAAAUCUAACUCAUCUCUCAGACAAGGCACAAGAUCUUCGUGAUUCGGCCCAGGAAUUCAAGAGAAAGGGCACACAGAUCCGGCGGAAGAUGUGGUAUCAAAAUAUGAAGAUAAAAUUGGUUGUUCUUGGGAUCCUAUUACUGCUGGUCCUUAUCAUCUGGUUAUCUGUUUGCCAUGGCUUUGACUGCACCAACUAGCAUCAACUUCAGUCUUCAGCAAAUUUGGAUUGAUGUUGUCUGAAUCUAAGCGCGAGUACAACGUUGAAGUGCAUAGCUGUUUUGAGUCUCGCGAUCAACCCAAACUCUGCGAUUUUAAGUUUUGAACUGGGCAGUGUCGCACAUGAGUUCCUGGAGAUGUAUACACCAAACUUUAGCUUUUUCUCUUCUUUUCCCCCCCCUUUUCUUCUGCAUAUUUGGGUUCUUUUCUUUCUUUUUUUUUUUUGGGGGGGGGGGGGGGGGGGGGGGCGGGCCGCUUACUCCUAUCUUCUUUUAUGGAACUUAAUAGAUGGAGAAAUUGAAUAAAAUUUUGGUGCAAUGUUUACUUUCAUGUCUUCUCUGCAGUCAGGGAGGAUGUUAUGAAUAGAGAGUAGUAGCAUAUUAAUUAUUAAACAGGGAGGGAGCUCAAAACAUUUCACGCUUGGAACUGGAUCUGUAAAUUAAAGAAAAAGUUUUUACUAAUGAGAAUUUUUUGUGUUUGGUAUUAA
This is a messenger RNA of Diospyros lotus (date-plum), 1284 nucleotides long. RefSeq names its product vesicle-associated membrane protein 724. Gene Ontology annotation, cellular component: membrane. The transcript has 5 exons. Gene Ontology annotation, biological process: vesicle-mediated transport. The record is from RefSeq and is a predicted model, not a curated record. The coding region runs from base 113 to 778 and encodes 221 amino acids. Lineage: Eukaryota; Viridiplantae; Streptophyta; Magnoliopsida; Ericales; Ebenaceae.